This is a messenger RNA of Erigeron canadensis, 1990 nucleotides long. RefSeq names its product putative clathrin assembly protein At5g35200. Gene Ontology annotation, cellular component: clathrin-coated pit; clathrin-coated vesicle. Gene Ontology annotation, molecular function: SNARE binding; clathrin heavy chain binding; 1-phosphatidylinositol binding. The transcript is spliced from 16 exons. The record is from RefSeq and is a predicted model, not a curated record. Gene Ontology annotation, biological process: clathrin coat assembly; vesicle budding from membrane; clathrin-dependent endocytosis. NCBI's taxonomy places the organism in Eukaryota, Viridiplantae, Streptophyta, Magnoliopsida, Asterales, Asteraceae. Bases 129 to 1778 code for a protein of 549 amino acids.
UCCAAAUAUUUGUGCUUUUAUUCUUCUUCCACACACACACAGAAAAGCUAGCCAGACACCUCUCAUUCUCUAUACUUUCUCUCUCUAGAUAAAAAAAAAAAGCACAAGAUUCAGAUUGGUGCUGAAGAAUGUCGGGCGGGGGGUUGCGUAAAGCUCUCGGAGCGAUUAAGGAUAGCACGACUGUCAAUAUAGCGAAAGUUAGCAGUGACUAUAAGGAAUUGGAUAUAAAUAUUGUCAAGGCUACAAACCAUGUUGAGCGUCCGGCAAAAGAAAAGCAUAUACGUGCUAUAUUUGCAGCUAUCUCGGCUACAAGACCUCGAGCUGAUGUCGCAUAUUGCAUACAUGCUCUUGCAAGAAGAUUGUCCAAGACACAUAAUUGGGCAGUUGCUUUAAAAACUUUAAUUGUUAUUCAUCGUGCCUUGAGGGAGGUGGAUCCCACAUUUCAAGAGGAACUUGUUAACUAUGGACGGAGUAGAAACCAUGUGCUCAACUUGUCUUACUUUAAAGAUGAUUCUAGUCCAAAUGCAUGGGAUUAUUCUGGAUGGGUUAGGACCUAUGCACUGUAUUUGGAAGAAAGGCUGGAGUGCUUUCGAGUCUUGAAAUAUGAUGUUGAAUCAGACAGAUCAAGAACAAAAGAUCUCGACACUUCUGAACUGCUUGUACAACUACCAGCUUUGCAGCAACUUCUGUUUCGUGUUUUAGGUUGUCAGCCACAAGGAGCAUCAGUUCAUAACUUUGUGAUUCAGCUGGCACUUUCUAUGGUUGCAUCUGAAAGUAUGAAAAUAUACACUGCAAUUAGUGAUGGAUCAGUGAAUUUGGUGGAUAGGUUCUUUGAGAUGCAACGACAUGAUGCUCUUAAGGCCCUGGAUAUAUAUAGGAGGGCUGGGCAACAGGCUGAGAGAUUGUCCGAAUUUUAUGAAGUAUGUAAAAAUAUUGACAUUGGACGUGGGGAGAGGUUCAUUAAGAUUGAGCAGCCCCCAUCUUCAUUUCUACAAGCCAUGGAAGAAUAUGUGAAAGAAGCUCCCCGUGCUUCAACUGUUCGUAAGGAUCUGGCAGUUGAUGGAACACCAAAAGCAAUUUUGGCCAUAGAAUACAAAAAAGAUGCUGAGGUUCCAGAGAAGCCCACGGAAUCUCCAACUCCUCCACCUCCUGCUGAGCCUGUGGCUGAACCAGUUCAAGUGGAGGCACCCGUUUCCAAACCACCUCCAGAUUUACUUGGUUUGGAUGAUCCUGUUACAGACGCCUCUGAAUUUGAUCAGAAGAAUUCUAUGGCGUUAGCAAUUGUGCCUGUUGUUGACCAACCAUCUUCAACUGCCACAACUUCAGUUAAUGGAACCUCAGGAUGGGAGUUGGCCCUUGUAACUGCCCCAAGGUCUGAUGCGAGUACCACAUCUGCAAGCAAACUGGGUGGAGGUCUGGAUAAACUUACACUUGAUAGCCUAUAUGAUGAUGCAAUUCGAAGAACUAACCAGAAUGUUAGUUACAACCCGUGGGAGCAUGGCCCGAUGGCUGGUGCUAUGAUGCCAUAUCAGACUGGACCAGACCCAUUUUAUGCUUCCAACGGCAUGGCCGCACCACACAACAUCCAAAUGGCAGCCAUGGCUCAGCAGCAGCAGGCUUUCAUGUUCCAGCAGCAGCAACAGCAAAUGAUGAUGAUGCCCCAACCAUUGCCACAACAAAGUGCAAACCCAUUUGCGAUCCCAUAUGGGGCUACCUCCCACCCAUAUGGGUCAGGUGUGCCAGUUCAGGCGUAUAAUCCCUAUUCUGGUCUCAUAUAAAUCUCCCAUUUCUUCCAAGGUGAAAACUUGUACAACAUAAUUAGGAGUAGGGUCAGUAUUAUUCAUUAUUUUCAAUUGAGGUAUGAAAUAAUGUUUUGGGAUCACAUUCAAAUUCUUUUGGUCUACUUGAUAUCAUCUGCAAAGUUUAGUUUUCUUUUUAAUGGUUUUGUUUUCUUAUCUUCUUGAUGAUGAAGAUAUAAAUGUUUUGUAAA